AGGAUAUGCAAGAAAAUGAGAACAAAGUGCUUCAGUAUCUAGGCCUACUUAGUUGAUGGACUGUUCUUGCUUUUUGCCAUGAUGGUCUUCCUUGAAUUUGUGGAAAUUAUGCCGUGAUAGGUGAUUCAUUUUGUAUUCACGCCAUGGACACAAAAACUGUAAAUUAAUCUUCAUAUUAAAUUUACUUGGAGGCAUAAUCAAUAUAAUCAAAGAGACAACUCAACAUCACAACCACUAUGGCCGCAGUCGUCGCGCCAGCGCCUAACGAUCAGGCGCUGCUAAAACAGCAACGGAAGGAUGCUUAUGAAGCACUUGCAGGACCACUGGAGAAGCUCUCGGUGAAACAAAUCGUAGACUUCCGAGAACAAAAAGUAGUGUCCAAGACGGUCACCGCAGUCACGACCGCUACUUUGAGCAUUAUUUUACGGAAAAAGCGCAAUCGUAAGUAAAUGUUGGUGAGCAUGUUGACAGUUAGUAAAGGAAAAAUGAAUGAAAUUGAAUGAGAUUGAUUCCCUUAUAUCGACAAGCAGAAUAUGGUAUGCAUUGCGACGAUGGACCUUGUGCGUAUAUUCUUGAGGCAAUAAUGGGAUACACAUGAAAACCUCUCUAAUCACAGCAGAGGUGGACAACACAUUGCUGAUAGAUGUGCGCGCCGCAGCAGGAGGUCGAAGGGAUGGCGUGCCGAUGGGGUGGAGUUCGGUAGCGAUUUCUUCGUGAGAUGUAGAUACAACAUUCGUGGUUCACAGAAUACAAAUUGCAGUAAUUCUACUUCGGCAGGGACAAGCACACAAGCUAUGAUUUGAAUCUUGAACCCAUACAGUACGUGCAAACCAGCGGAGGUGUAGUGUCAACACCCACUCUUGCAUUUGAUUAAUUUGCAUCUCCCCUUUCAUAAAUUACAGGCCCAGACAGUAAUGCAGAAGCCAGGGCAUUACAUCAAUGCCAUGCGGAGGUUUCCUUACGCAGUGGACAGUGGUAGGAUACCUGAUACGGCUAUCUCGGAAGCGAGGAAAUAUGUAGAGUCCGGCAGCGUGCCAGAACCGAGUGCGCAUCCUGUAGCCCAUCAAGCACAUCAAUGGAUACAUGCUGCGUAUUGAAUUUUGAACCAAGCACGUAGCAGAUUCAUAGAAGUAGUUGUCCACUCAUGACCUCGCGAUUGUUGUUAUCGAAUUUUUAACUAGACUUCGGUGAUAGCCUGACUCUUUCUACUCUAGUCACUUUGAUUUGUUUCAAACAAGAGUUAUAAUCGCGAACUCUCCAACAGGUACAAUUACUUUCAGUUGCGACGAAGGACGAGCAUGGCCAGAGGAAAUGCUGUCGGCUCACAAGUUUACGCUGCGCCAACAGGGAAUAGAGUAGGUAUAAAGUUCUUUUAGGCUCAAGGAGGUUGCAGGCAUGCGGUCAGUUCUGUAAAUUUCGUCUCUUUGAAUUUAGAGAAAGUUGAAGACCUAGACGAGGACGUCGAAUCCUUUGGCAUCUAUUUGGAGAAGCAGACUGCGAACAAAGAGACGAAGUCGGGAAUUGCAGUUGUUGCGCGUGCGCACAUUCCGGACCGUGUCGAAAUUUAGAGACGAAGUUGGGGCCUGCGCCUUGCUUUUUUCUGUUCGGGUUUUUUUUUUCUGCCAUUGUCGAGGCGCUCGAGAGUGGCGCAGGGGGGCGCGUCACUGGUCGGCCGCCAUGUGCGUCGCUGGGCGACAUUGCGACCGGACAGCCAGGGGCACUAAGUCAGCAGCACUGGCCGGGUGCUUGCUCCAUUCUUUCGGGGGGGUGUGUGGCUGGUCGCUCCUUGCGUCACAAGUAUGAGGAGGGCAGGCGGCUGCAGAGUGCUCAAGCCUUCCAGGCAUGUAUGACCCAGGGCUUGGCGGGUGUUUUUUUCUUUGUAAGCGCAGCAUCUUGGCGCCCCUUCUGCGUCGGUCGAGCGCAGUUCGGCGGGGUGUGUGCUCGCUGGCUUUCGUCUCAUUUGCCGACAAACAUGCGCAGCAGGCACUUGCCUGCGCGGCCAGAUGCCUGGGGAUUUGCGCCCCCCCCGCGUCCUUACCUCUCCCUCGUUUGAGAGAAAUGAACGAAGCGCCAUCCUUGUGUCGUCUUAUCUGUCUCGCAUAUGAUCCUACAAAACACAGAGUCCGGCACGAGUCGGUCCUCUGCGUCCUCCGGUAGAUGGCAGAAGGGCUUUGGUGCAACCCAAUCAACGACGGCAAGUUAUGAAUAAGGUCCAUGCUUUCUCCCUUGUUUCUACUUCCUCUCUCGACUUACAGGAAGUACUUCUAUGAAUACCUGGGUUCAUCCUGAAGCCGUAGGUCUAGCUGUACGCCUGAUAGAUAGUCUCCCUAGAUUAGAAAAAACACCCACAUUCAUACAACUGGUUUGACCGUGCCGUCAUCCGGAAGCGGCCUGACCAUCCCAGCAUCUGGCUUUUCCUCUGGUGGUUUCUCAUCGUUUGCACCAAAUAGUCGAACCGUCGGAGGAGUUGGAGCUAAUGUUAUGGAUUUUUUAGUACCGCUCAUAAGGUUGCUACACUGUAGAAAACUGACAUUUGCUGUUUUUAUUCAUCCAUGAGGAGAACUUCUAGUCCUAAGGAUUAGCAAGUGAUCUACUUCUUCUGGUACAAUAAAUGCUAAAAACAGGUAUCAUCUCGCAGUUCUAGUCGUGAAACCACCUCUAGCAUCAACCUUAGCGUCAGCCCUCACAGAGUUCUUCUCCUGGCUCUUCUAACCCCAGUCGUAACAACCAUGCAGUCCACCAUGUGCACGCAGCCCCAGUGCAGAUGCCUAAGAGUAUGCCACCAAAGACGACUGCAGGGUCGCGAGGACCAGCGCAAGCGACUGUCUCGGCUCGACCUGCAUCUGCACAUCCGAGAGCGAAAAGAUUCAGCAGCAGUAUGGGAGGAGGAGGAGGAUUGUAUAGUGACUCUUUUCUUCUUAGGGUUGUGACUCUUUUCUUCUUCGGGCCUUUGACCAGUGACUCUUUUCUUCUUCAACCUAGAUUUGAUACUACCUUGGUUCAAUACAGUUGUAGCUCACUUGAGAGAACUCGUUGUUCCGUCACCUAUAGACGACGUCUUACGGUUCUUUAGGGUGCUUGAAUAAACAACCCCCAUACUAACAACUAGGUCGUCGACCCGGUCCGAGCUAUCCUCGAAUAUUAGUACGGAUGCGAGGAGAUUUGUCGGUUUACCCGAUUAUGAAGUCGAGUUGGAACAGAUGCGGAGGGAGGUCCGGGAACUCAAGUCACAGCAGUCGAAGGUACUAGAAACUUCUAAAAUUGUUUUUUACAACCAACCAACCAACUGAUUCCGCAUCGAGUUUUCGCAACUUCCUUCGUUAUCUCUUUGUUUAGUCUGCUUUUAUUCUGUUGAAGUAUUUCUGAUCACGGCUGUGCUAGGCUAGUUGAUGGCUUUAGCGUUCUUUAGUUCACUUGAGUAUCCUGCUCCUUCAUCAGUCUUUCUAUAGCUUUCUCUUUGUGUCUGUGAAGUGUCUGCUUUCUCUGCGCCCACCGCUGCUGGUGCGUCGAACUAAAUGGAAAAAUUUGUAAUUGUAACUGUAAUUAAGUUUGUGGAGUACCGUGUCACAAGCGGAAAGACCAUCAUCUUCACCUCCACUAGGCCCAAUGGGACCUCCGCAGACAGGAGAAGAAGACAGUAGCGAAGACAAAGGCGGACGAAUUAGAGGGUAUCCGGGAGUGGCGUGCGAGUGAGCAACGGGCGAUGAAAGAGCUAACGGAGCAACAAAAAGCAGAAGCGAAGAGACGUGACUUGAUAGAAAGUCGGGACUUUCAGAAUUUCAAGAAAGAACGCAAACGAAUGGAACAAGAAGCUGAAAAGAAGUUCUUCGCGGAUCAGUACUAGAUGUUGUCUCCUUCAUGCUUAAGUAUUCAAUCAUUGAAAAUAAUCAACGCGACCAUUAUAGAUACUACUACAGGGAAAUGAAAAGAUCACUUACUAACUACUAGGGUUUACAACUUCAAUAUAACAUACUAUAGAUACGAAUACGGUAAAGACUUUGCUGAGUAUCGGCAAGCUGUGCGGGAAAAGGAGAAGGCAGAAGAGGAGGACCGCGCAAGACAAAAGGCAGAACGCGUUGCCCAUGAAAGAGCACUCAAGAAACAACAGGUAUUUACUUCUAUUUUAUACUUCUAUUUAUGUUUAUCCAUAGAUUUACCACUACUACCCACUAUAAUUCUUAUCUGUUGUGUAUUAGUAAUUGAUGUGGCGUACUAGCUUGCAACUACUAAUAUUAACCUGUUACUUUCUUGUUCGUGACUCCUAAUUAGCCAUUUUGGAAAAUACUACUUCCUAAGAUAGUACAGCUACAGGGUCAUUAUCCUCUUCGUAAAAAAUUGGUAGUUCUUGAGUUAUCCUCUUCGGUCAUUAUCCUCUUCAUCCUACAAUCCAUCCUACAAUCCAUCCUACGUCCUCUCUCCCCAUUCCUCAGGCCCUCUUGGAGAAGGAGAGAAGCGAAGAGUCGCGCCAGUUGGACCGCAAGUUGGAAAUCGACAAGAUGAAACGGGAUUUACUGAAACAAAAGGACGAGCUCAUGUCCCAGAUCAGCUAUUCUCAUACGAGAAUGCAAGACGUGGUAAACUCCGACGUCUGGAGAACGGUUGCAUGAAGAUAGUAGCAAUGGUUGCAUGAAGAUAGUAUAGCAAUGACACUUCUAGCGCUUGCAGGGAGAACGAGGAGGAGGAUGAGGAGACUCUUUAUGCUGCUGUACUUAAAACCGACGCUGUUGCAGGUGGAGCCCUUGUGUUGAGUUUGAUACUCUAAUUAAUAGCAAGAUUAUAUUACACGAUUUUAGUGCUAGGGCAUUAAGAAAAAUGAGCUACUUGCAUUAGCGCUAGCUAGCUUCAUUAUAUUGAAUUGUUUUUCCAUUUACCAAAAAGUUGGCUAAGUAAGGUGAAAUCUCUCUUUGUCAUAUUAGUCUUACUUAUAUGUUGAUGUCGUUACCAUCAAAUAUCUGAUAUCGUUUUUUAUCAUAUGCUAUGGUCAUAGAUGAAGUACUGUAGUUCAUCAGUUGUGCAAUCAAUAAAAAUUGUAACUGAAGAUUUGGCUCCCGCUCAAAAAAGAAGCAGGUCACUUUGUUUUUGUAUUUUCUGUUGUGAAGGAGAUAACUAGGGGGAAUCAAGACAUACAGGCUAAGCCUUAUUCCCCAACGGCCGUUCAAGUAAACCUUAACCCAAUAACUAAUAAUUCUAAAUGUGAUUAUAUCGUUUUUAAGCCAAAAAGGAUUGUACAAACUUAUUGUCGCCUCAAUAUGAAUCAAAGAUGAUUUUUUCGCCGUGAGAAAUUUCGGAGUCGCCCGUUUAGAGAAACUAUCAAACGAAGAGAGCUCGAGAAUUCUGAAAGCAGACAUGUAGUUCAAGAUUAAUAGCAACAGGUAGUGAAAAGAUUAUGUGCCUAUUUGAGCAUGGAAAUUUCUUCGAGCCGUACCCACGAGAGGACGCAUGUGAAGC
Amoebophrya sp. A25 is the source of this 5448-nucleotide messenger RNA. NCBI's taxonomy places the organism in Eukaryota, Dinophyceae, Syndiniales, Amoebophryaceae. The record is from the annotation of a GenBank genome assembly.